Messenger RNA from Penicillium hordei, 261 nucleotides. RefSeq lists its product as uncharacterized. The transcript has a single exon. Bases 1 to 261 code for a protein of 86 amino acids. The record is from RefSeq and is a predicted model, not a curated record. NCBI's taxonomy places the organism in Eukaryota, Fungi, Ascomycota, Eurotiomycetes, Eurotiales, Aspergillaceae.
AUGCCAAUCGCACUGGAAGCUAUUGGUUGGAAGAUAUACAUGAUCAACGGUGCGUGGGAGGCACUGCAAGCAAUGUUUGUCGCAUUGGUUUAUUCUGAGACCAAAAAUAUCUCGAUUGAAGAUAUAGACCGGGUGAUUGAUCGCACACAACUUAAUGGCAUCGAUCCUGAAGGGGACUAUGAUAUCAAGGACACCAAAGACCCGAAUCAGAUCACAGAGCAUGAAUUUCAAAAGAUGACCCAUGUUAAGCGGGUUUUCUGA